UUUUCUAGGCGCAUCAUAUUUACCAUUUCAUCGUGGAGAUUGAAUGCAACACCGAAAGGGGGGGUUUCACCAGUUAAAUCCCUCCCCGGACAAACACGCACGCACCUUCUGCUUGUAAACAGAAGCUCACACGUGACACCGAGAGCCGAUGUGCGUCGCGCGACGGCAUUGUCUGAGAGCGGACAAAGAGCUGCACAUUCAGACAGCGCGAGCAUCGGGCAGGUGAGCGGCCAGGUGUCAUGGCAACGGACAUUAGCUGCCGCAAUAUGAAGCCGACCUCUCUCCUUCGAUUAGACCGCGGUGUCCGAGUGCGUUUGGCCGCUUGAACUUCUUCAUGUCGGAAUCCCAAAUCCGACCAUUUGGAGGAGGGACAACGACGUUGGCUGCGUUUUCGGCCGCUCACACGCAAUAGACAGCGGGUUAACAAAGCAAGAAAACCUUUGUGUCAUCUCCUAAUCUAGCUCGUCGGUUUGUUCGCUGUAGCUCCGCCAAAUCUUACUUUAUGUUUUUUUAAAUGUGGGGUGUGCUGUCGGUGGCUACGAGUAGCAUUUAGCCUCGACAUCAGGGAAGAUUUUUUUUUCUGGCUAACGUUUAUCUAAGUGUCUUUUUUUACUGGCUGGAUGAGAUGUCAUUCAUCAUGGAGGAUAACUUGGAGUCCGGAUGGGUGUCUGUCCGGCCCAAAGUCUUCGACGAAAAAGAGAGACAUAAAUUUGUUUUCAUUGUGGCCUGGAACGACGUCGAGGGAAAGUUCGCCAUAACCUGCCACAACAGAACCGUGCAGAGACGGAGCACUUUACUGGACGUCGACUGUAGCCCAAACGCUGGGCUUCCUGCCACCGGUGCCUGCGUGGCUGAAAAACACACAAAAAGUCCCGUCACGGCGAAGAAAGAUGGAGUCUGCCAAGUGGGUAAAGUUAGACCGCACUCUGUCCCCAAAGGGAAAGCCGCAACAAAUGCUAACGCAGACAGGAAGACUUUAAAAGCCGGUAGUUCAAAGUCAUAUGAGUGCGUAAGUCACACUUUAGGGUCAUGGGACGUUGUGACACCCAAGAUAACGGAUAUGGAGAUCCUGGAGCCAGUGGAUGUCAUGCUGUCUCCGGAUGAUGCAGACCCAGGUGACAUCGAGGCCAGUAACCGCGAAGACUUCAGCUGGGCUGGACUGUUCUCCUUCCAGGAACUGAGAGCAGCCCACCUCCAGCUAUGCGCCGUCAACUCGGACCUAGAGCCUUGUUUGCCCUCUUUUCCAGAGGAGCAGUCCGGCGUGUGGACUGUCCUUUUCGGUCCGCCCGGGAUGUCACAGCGGGAGACGGACGCCCUGUGCUAUCAGUUGCAGGUGUACCUGGGUCAUGCCUUGGACACCUGCGGCUGGAAGAUCCUCUCACAGGUGCUUUUCUCAGAGAGCGACGACACCGAGGAGUACUACGAGAGCCUGAGUGAGCUGAGGCAGAAAGGUUAUGAAGAUGCUCUGGAGAGGGCCAAAAGACGCAUGCAAGAGGUUCUGGAUAAACACAAAGCGAUGGACAGCAUGGUGGAGCUGCUGCAGGUGUACCCGGAGGAGGACGAAGCGUAUGGAGAGCUGCUGGAAGCCACAACUCAGCUCUAUCACUACCUGCUUCAGCCCUUCAGGGACAUGAGGGAACUGGCAAUGCUGCGCCGACAGCAGAUUAAGAUUUCUCUGGAGACUGAGCGACUCGGCCCUCGUCGUGUGGAGAGCCUGAGAAAAGAGGACGAGGAGUGGCAGAAGAAGGCUCACGCCGCAGUGCUUUCUAUUCAAGACCUGACUGUCAAGUUCUUUGAAACCACAACUCGAGCUCAGAAAGCUCUAUACGAGAGGAUGCGAGCUGACCAGAGAAAGUUUGGAAAGUCAGCGUGGACAGCGGCGGUUGAACGCAUGGAGCGGCUGCAGUUUGCCGUUUCCAAAGAAACUCUGCAGCUCAUGAGGGCCAAAGAAAUCUGCCUGGAACAGAGGAAAUAUGGCUUGAAGGAGGAGAUGCAGAGUCUACAGGGUGGGGAGGAUGCCAUGCUUCGCCUGGACCAGCUGGAGGCGCUGUACUAUGAGUUACAGCUGCAGCUGUAUGACAUUCAGGCCGAGGUGCUGCGCUGCGAGGAGCUGCUGCUCACUGCCCAGCUGCAGAGUCUGCGCAGGCAGAUGACAGAGCGACAGGAUGAGGUGGUGUACUACGAUACCUUUGAGAGUCCUGAUGCCAUGAAGGGUGUAGAAGACCCCACGACCCCACCGUCACCCCUCAGAGAAGAUGAACUCUGCGUCCUGCAGCAGAGGACCCGGCAGCUCGAGGCCCGCAGGGGCCGCAUCACUGCCAAGAAAGUCUACCUCAAAAAUAAGAAGGAAAUCUGCAUCAUCAAUCACAACCAGAAGAUACAACAGCGCCAAGGUAGCCAUACUGACAGCAAAUCCCUGCAGGAGCUGCUGCAGCAGGGAGAUGAAGAUGAUGAAGCUAAGCGAAAUGCCAGAGUGAGUCAGGAGAGGCAGAGGACACUUGACAGGCUUCGCAGCCUCAAACAGAGGUAUCCAGGCCAGGUGACUCUGAAGUCAAGCCGCCUGCGCCUGAGUCAGACUCACAGUCGAAGGCGUGCUGGGCAGCAGCCCAGCACCCAGGCUGCCGGCGUUCAGACCGACUGCAUCUCAGAUCUCCCAGAACUCUCUGCUCCUCUCCCACCGGACGCAUGCGGCUGUGACAGCGUCUCUUUACCUGUGGUCGACCUCCAAGGCCUCACUCCUUCGCCUCCCUUCCUCUCGCUGCCCCUCUCUCAGCCACGCCGUCAACUUUUCACUGGGUCCCCUCCCCCGCCUCCGCCACCUCCUCCUCCUCCCCCGCCUCCUCCACCACUUCCCACCUCAGAGGACGACCAGCAGAAGAACCUCACAGCCGUCCCGCUGCAACACCAGAAAGGCGAGUCUGACUCCACCUCGCUCCCGCUGGCUCCAUUUUCCCCUCGAUUCUUUGACAGCAGCCAGCUGUUAACGGCAAGAAAGAAGCUGCGGAAGACGGCUUCUCUGGACUCGACACAGUGGAGGAGAGCGAGCUCUCCCAUGGAUGAGGUACUGGCCUCCCUCAAGCGAGGCAGUUUCCACCUGAGGAAGGCUGAGCUGCGGGUCUUGGGCCCGGAUCCGGAUGACGACAGCAACAAUAUCCUGGCUCAGAUCCGACAGGGCGUCCGGCUUAGGAAGGUACGGACCAGACCGGAGCAGCAGCGUCAUCCCAAAAGUUUCCCCCACUCGGCCGACGCUCUGACCCGCAGCAUUCACGAGGCUCUGAGGAGAAUCAAGGAGGCCUCUCCUGAGUCAGAGUCAGAGGAUGAAGGUCUUCCCUGCACUGACUGGGAAAACUAAUGCGGUUCAUCAAAGCAAUCUUUUAACCCCCCACCUUUCUGUUUUUUUAACACAAAGAGUUUAAACAAAGUGAAACCAAGUUAAGCAGGCAAGCCAGGGUUAAGUCACCUGGAGAUUUCUUGGUGCAAUUUGAACAAAAACCCUUGAUUUUUCUUUUUUUAAUAUAUAUUAGAGGAUUUUUUUCAUACUCAUGUAUGCCGUUUGUAAAGAUGGACCACUAAUCUUUUUUUUAUGUCAUUGCUGUGGCUCUCUGGGCGAGGAUACAACCUCUGACCUCUCAUCACGUCCGAGUCGUACUGUAGCUUGUUGUGACGGGUUUGUUUGAGGACACGAAUUUUGCUCACAGUGAUGGUAAACCUUCAGUCUGAGCGUUUACAUUUUACUACAAAACAAGCAUUUGUACUGUACAUCUUAACAAGUUUAAAGGAAUAGUUGGACUGAGUCCAUACGAGAGUGGUAUUAACAUUCAUAUUUACAAAAUCGCCAAACUUUGACUUUGAGAUGAUGUUUUGUGUAAUCACCCACGCAGUUUGUCAGAAUCAAUUUGAACGUCCAGCAUCUGUUUUGGGGUUUAAAACUGUGAGAGCAGUACAAAGUGCCCCCAAAUACUCCGAGGGCUGUUAGAAAAUAAUCCAGUCAUCUUGCAAAUGUGUAAAAUCUGUGUUUACCUGCACCUCACACAGGAUGAGACAGCUCGGCUGGUCAUCAAAGACAAAUGCAAACUUGUAGAUUUGCUGCUUUUCAGCUCUAAAUAUGUGUGAGAAUAACAGACCUGGGGCCAGAUUUACUCGAUGUGAUGCUACUAAUGCAAGAAUGUGCUGAUAAUGCUCAUAAUGUGCACAUCUACACACUUGUACGCAUGUAGAGUUCAACCAUCGCAGUCUCCUGAGGGCAGUUUAAACGAGUGGGUCAAAAACAUGCGGACGAGGAAGCAAGUAAUCCAGCAAGUGUAGGUUUUCACUCUAAAACAGCAUGGUAAUACAAAUCAAGGACGAGCAGCUGAAGGAGAAUCAAUAUGUUUUGAGACAAAGCCGAACUCUUCUGUUAGAACUCGAUGAAGUCUGCGUGGGAUCUUGGAGUUUGGGACAGCUGUUCUUGGGAUAAUGGUCUGAGGCAGAGUGCAGGACCAGAGUAAGGCCAACCCCAAACCAUCUGCCUGUUAGCGAAUUUACUGUAACUGUAAAUGUGCUCAUCACUCUGUUUCACUCCUGCAUGCUGCGUGAGGCUGCUCUUAUUCAGGACAAAGACUCAAAAAGGUUCAAUAAAAUGAUAAAUUCAACUCAAAAAUGCCUGAACUUAAACAGCGUAUUAGGGUCAUGGUGGUUCAUAUAUUUACACAGACAUGUGGUACAUUUAUUAGAAAAAAGUGUCAAAUGUACGAGGGAAAAAAAAUGUACAUAUUUACGACAAUAAAACUCGGAAAAAGGAAUCUGUCGUUUCACAUUUCCAGAUUAAGUUAGAAGAAAUUCAGAUAUGUGAACUCCUGGGACUAAUAAGCCAUACAAAUAUGUUAUUAGAACACCAACAAUGCCUUUUUCAAGCAUGCCAAACCAACUCCAUGCAUUUAAAAGUCAUACUGGUCAGCACUGGUAUCUGUGUGCAGCUGGCUGUGGAAUCAUAAUAGUAGCACACUUACAUAUGGUUUGAUUAACAGGAUAUGUAUGUAUUAUACGUUUCGGCAUUACACUUUGCAGACGGUCCCUGUGUUGUUAGUCCAGGUCAGAGCAUGACUUGCGUGUCUUUUUAUGAACAUGCUGGAAAAAAGGUGUUGUUGUUCUAAUGAGUUAUUGAUCCCAGAAGAUCAGCUGAACCUUGGAAAUUAAAGCGAUGCUUUUUGACUGAAACAAAAGCCACAAUUUUUCGAGUUUUUCUCUUAAAUGUGUCGCUUUUUUCCUCCUUUGCACUCUGAACUGAAAAAUCGAUCUAAUACAUAAACGAUAAAGCCAGCCACAAAGAAAACCCGCCGGCGACUUUUAGCUUGGUGCUGAUGUAGACCCGUAGCACAUCUGGCCCCUGGUGUUCCCGUCAUAGUUGCACUGUAACACUGUAAUCAUCAGCACACAAAGAGCUGUGGUUUUACAUAACAAGCUUUAUCUGUUGUUGUGCAUCCGCCACUUCUUUUAUAAGGAUGCCGUUAACACCAGGUCAGUAUUUUGACAGAUGUAUGCCUGUAUGACAUUUCUAUUUUAGCUCCAUUUGAAGUAUAAAUGAUUUCUUGAAUGUAGCUUUUCUGUGUUUGGAAGAGUUUACUGUCCACCUUACAGAUGGAAAUAAUGUUGGGACCAGAUUCCCUUUCAUUUAUUACUUUGAUCUUGAUUGCCAUCAUUGGCAAAUAGCAGAGCCAAAAAGCAAACAAAAGUAGAUAUGAAUCACUAUAAUGGAGCUCGGCUCUUUAGAUAAGGAUCCACAGAUUGUUAUCGGUCUAGAAUUUCACAUUCUCUAAAAUAAGAGUUUGACUGACAUUUUUUUCCUGUUUAUUUCUGCUUUUGUGCUAGCAAACAAAUGCAUCUUAAUUCUAAAAUAUAACUGCCUUUUAAUCUCUUUAUCGUGCUAUUUUUUUUUUUUAAAGAAUUCAACAGUGCAAAAUUGAUCUGGCAAAACAGAAAAUAUUGAUCACUAAUAUCGGUAAAAUCGUUUUUUGCUUCUUUUUUUUUUUUUUUAGUUUUUUUUGGGUAGCGUCAGUCAAGAGGGGGCGAUAUCAGCUGGUAGUGUAAUGAUAUUUGGCCGAUAUGUUUAAAUUUUAGAGUUUUGGUUUUUUUGGUUUUUCUUUUACUAUUAUCUCCACACAAUGAAAAUAACCAGCUUAUUAUUUUGUAAUAAUUCAGAUGCUUUACACGGUGUGGCAGGGAUUCCUAGAGGAGCUUUAGGAGUAUGUGUGACGUUUCUAUUUAUUGUGCUGCGCUCAUUUGUUGUUUUUACAGUCAGUUUCCUCACCUGAGAGAUGCUCUCUCUUUCCACUGCCUCCUUUUAUGAAAGACGUUUUCCGAGCUUGCUUCCUUACCUUAUUUACUGGAGUUGUUGAUUGUGUUGAUAUGUGUGUGUUUGUGUGUGUGUGUGGGGGGGGGGUGUUGUUGUUUUGGUUUGGUUUUUAAUAUCUGUUGAGAAAACUUGCUUUUAACUGAAAAACUAAUCCCACAUUUUCCUGUUUGAUAAGUCAUGCACUGAGUGAGCAACAUGGCUUAUAUAUAUAUAUAUAAAUGUAUGUCUUCUUUUUUCUUCCCACAUAUGCUGACAUUGCACUGAUAACAUCAGUGCUGCUGUGUUUGAAUGAUCACCAGCUUAGCUUAGCAUAAAGACUGAAAACAGAGCUAGCUUCUCUGUUUAAAAGUGAUACUUAAUGAGUUUUAGAGGUUAGUUUUGUUUGGGUUUUGUUUUAUGAUGCAGCUAUGUCAAAGCGGGACUGUUACUUGGCUGAUUUUAAACAGACCAUCAAAUUCUGACAAACCUGAAUUUGGCCUUGUUUAAAGUAAUAAAUAACUACACAUAGCAAAUGCUAGGGAAGUGUGUUUAUGUUUCAUGUGUCUGAAUAUUGGAUUUUUUAAAAUCAAAUAUCUUUAUCUGUAUCGCUCCUAAAAUUCCUGUGAGGCUGUGUUCCAGUCUUUAUGCUAAGCUAAGCUAACUGUAGCAUUAUGUUUUCUGCAUACUGUAUAACAGGAAGACAAAUAGUCGACUGUCAGAGUAAAAGACUGCUGCUAAGUGUUAAAGUCAUCAUGAAUAAUUUGCACGCAGUUCCUCUUCAUCCAUUUAGAUUUUUAAAUAUCUGUAUGAGUGUAAACCUUUGGCAGCAGAUGAUCUGACUUUCUCCUUAUUUCUUUUUUUUUUUAACUUUUACAUUUUUUUUUAAAGUUUUUUUUUUAAAACCAUUUUAACUCUGGUAGAUUUCAAAUUCGACCCUGAACUCUUUGCCAGUUUGACCUUUACGACCUUAUGCAUGUGACUGGUUUGAUGACAAACCAGUUACAACGUAAGUGCAAUAACGAAGAUUUGGGGGGGGCUUUUAAGAAUGAUACUGUAAUGAAAUGUAAAUCAUGAAAAAUAUAUCCGCAUGCCUAAAUGUAUUGAAGUAUUUAUUGAAACUUCAUAUUUUAAAGAAUUUUUAAAGCGUACAAAUGUAAA
Messenger RNA from Oreochromis niloticus (Nile tilapia), 7468 nucleotides. RefSeq names its product junction mediating and regulatory protein, p53 cofactor (gene jmy). Gene Ontology annotation, molecular function: Arp2/3 complex binding; actin binding; transcription coactivator activity. Lineage: Eukaryota; Metazoa; Chordata; Actinopteri; Cichliformes; Cichlidae. Gene Ontology annotation, biological process: intrinsic apoptotic signaling pathway by p53 class mediator; Arp2/3 complex-mediated actin nucleation; 'de novo' actin filament nucleation. Gene Ontology annotation, cellular component: cytoplasm; nucleus. The record is from RefSeq and is a predicted model, not a curated record.